Molecule: messenger RNA, 5848 nt
Organism: Saimiri boliviensis boliviensis (Bolivian squirrel monkey)
Lineage: Eukaryota; Metazoa; Chordata; Mammalia; Primates; Cebidae
Source: RefSeq, a predicted model, not a curated record
UGCACUACCACAUCUGGUUGAUUUUUGCAUUUUUUGUGGAAAUGUGGUUUUGUCAUGGUGCCAGGCUGGUCUUGAACUCCUGGGCUCAAACGAUCCCCCUGCCUCAGCCAUCCACAGUGCUGGGAUUACAGGCCCGGCCCUGACUUACUUUCCUACUUCCCAUAAGCCAGGUUACCAAAUUGGUGAAAUUAACCAUGACGUCCUUGUGAUGGGGGAGCAGAUAUAUCAAAAGCAAAGAUACAGGAGGUUACAUUAUUAAAUUAUGUCAUCCUAGGACAAACCUGGCCACAGGAGCCCUUUGCCAAUAUUCUGAAAAGUGUUGUGACCAUCUGCUUUGAGGCUCAAAGGUUUCUGACUAAACUCCAGGCUGCUUCAAGCUCUUUACUUGUCUUUAUCAGUCUUUUCGGAGGGACCCAGACACAGUGUGCAGAGGCCUGAAUCCUCCAGACCAUUCUCUCUCCACCAGGAGUCCUGCCUUGGGUAACUUUCCAGCUCCCCUUGGCCUUAAUGAGCCAGAAAAUCAGGCCCGAGCCUAAAGAGAACAGAAAUUUCAGAAUCAAGCCUGUUCUGAGCCUGUGGGGGAAGUGAAGGACACAGUGGGAUUUCUAUAUUGGAGACUUCCUAUCAUACUCUCUCUGACCAGGGAGAAAGGGCAGAUGCUGUUUGAUUUUGCAGUCUAUGAUUUGGCUUCUCAUUCUUGCUGCUGUCUAAACCUCAUUAUUUACUUCCCUUCCCUGAAAAAAAUUCCCCUUAACAUGCUCAGUACCCAACCUCUGGGUAUUUCCACCUGCCUUUGCCUUGGUUCUACCUUUUCAGGUUGCGGGAUCCCGAGCUGUUCCUUGGAACAGCUGAUUCUCCGUUAGGUCUAAGAUCUCACCUAAUCACGGGGGAGAGAGAGAGAGAGAGAGACUGCCUUUGCUCUACAAAGUGAAGAGGAUCAGGAUCUGAUCUGGACUCUGGCCCCUCAGCUCUCAGGAAUCCCAUUCCCCCUGACAGGGGUGGCAAGUUCAUCCUAAUAUUUAUGAAGAAAUUUGAAAACAAUCAUUCAGGAAUUUUAGGUCGACAGCUGAAAAACUCCAAGCCUCUGUCAUCUGAGCCACGGGAGAUACUGUGGGCCCUUGCAGGAUACACCCAUGUUCCGCCACCUGCCUAAAGAAGCCAGUGGUUCUUGUCAGCUUCUCAAGGGUGACGCACAGAUCAUCAUCUAGCUUGAGCAGAGGAGCAGUCCAAAGAGCUCAUUGACUCAAGGAGCAUCAUGGCAACUGAGCUGCGCUUGGAGGAGAAGAAUCCAGGGCGUGAUCCACAACCAGGCCUGAAGCAGUGGGGCCCAUAUGUGACCUGUCCAGGGAGCCAGGGAGAUUAAAGAGAAGUCGUUGGUAAAGAAGCAGUCGUCGGUCCAUGUGAGAGAAGCGGGCUGCUGAGAUGACUGCGAACCGGCUUACGGAGAGCCUUCUGGCUUUGAGCCAACAGGAAGAACUAGUGGAUUUGCCAAAAGACUACCUCUUGAGUGAGAGUGAAGAUGAGGGGGACGGUGAUGGAGAGAGAAAGCAUCAGAAGCUUCUGGAAGCAAUCAGUUCCCUUGAUAGAAAGAAUAGGCGGAAAUCAGCUGAGAGGUCUGAGGCUAGUCUGAAGGUAUCAGAGUUCAAUGUCAGUUCUGAAGGAUCAGGAGAAAAGCUGGUCCUUGCAGAUCUGCUUGAGCCUGUUAAAACUUCAUCUUCUUUGGCUACUGUGAAAAAGCAACUGAAUAGAGUCAAAUCAAAGAAGACCGUGGAGUUACCUCUUAACAAAGAAGAGAUUGAACGGAUCCACAGAGAAGUAGCAUUCAAUAAAACCUCACAAGUCCUCUCCAAAUGGGACCCUAUCGUCCUAAAGAACCGACAGGCAGAGCAGCUGGUUUUUCCCCUGGGGAAGGAGGAGCCAAUCAUUGCUCCCAUUGAACAUGUGCUCAGUAGCUGGAAGGCAAGAACUCCUCUGGAGCAAGAAAUUUUCAACCUCCUCCAUAAGAACAAGCAGCCAGUGACAGACCCUUUACUGACUCCCGUAGAAAAGGCCUCUCUCCAAGCCAUGAGCCUGGAAGAGGCAAAGAUGCGCCGAGCAGAGCUUCAGAGGGCCCGGGCUCUGCAGUCCUACUAUGAGGCCAAGGCUCGAAGAGAGAAGAAAAUUAAAAGUAAAAAGUAUCACAAAGUCAUGAAGAAAGGAAAGGCCAAGAAAGCCCUAAAAGAGUUUGAGCAACUGCGGAAGGUUAAUCCAGCUGCAGCAUUGGAAGAACUGGAAAAAAUUGAAAAGGCCAGAAUGAUGGAAAGAAUGAGCCUUAAGCACCAAAACAGUGGGAAAUGGGCCAAAUCAAAGGCAAUUAUGGCCAAAUACGACCUGGAGGCUCGCCAGGCUAUGCAGGAACAGUUGGCCAAGAACAAAGAACUGGCACAGAAACUCGAGGUAGCCUCUGAGAGUGAGGAAGAGGAGGGAGGCGCAGAAGUGGAAGAACUCCUUGUCCCUGAUGCAGUGAAUGAAGUGCAGAUGAAUGUGGACGGACCGAAUCCCUGGAUGCUCAGGAGCUGCGCCAGUGACACCAGAGAGGCUGCAACCGAGGAGGAGGACCCUGAGCAGCUGCCAGAGCCUGUGGCCCACGAAGUUUCUGAAAGUGAGGGAGAAGAAAGACCAGUGGCAGAAGAAGACAUUUUGUUGAGAGAAUUUGAGGAAAGGCGAUCCCUUAGAAAAAGAUCGGAGCUCAACCAGGAUGCUGAGCCAGCAGACAGUCAAGAAACAAAAGAUUCUAGUAGCCAGGAGGUGCUGUCCGACUUGAGGGCACUGUCUCAGAAACUGAAGGACGACCAUCAGUCCAGGAAGCAAAAAGCAAGUUCAGAGGGGACUGUUCCCCAGAUCCAGAGAGAGGAACCUGCCUCAGAAGAAGAGGAGCCCCUGUUGCUACAGAGGCCAGAAAGAGUACAGAUGCUGGAAGAGCUAGAAAACGAAGAAUGUUUUCAAAAUAAGGAGCUUUCCAGACCUGUGUUAGAAGGGCAUUGGUCAGAGAAGACCCCAAAUAAUCACCCUGAUGCCCCUAAGGAGAAGAAAAAGAAGGAGCAAAUGAUUGACCUACAGAACCUCCUAACCACACAGUCUCUCUCGGUGAAGUCUUUGGCAGUGCCCACAACAGAGACGCUGGAAGAUGACGUGGAGAGAAACCAAAGGCAGAUGAUAAAGGAAGCCUUCGCUGGGGAUGAUGUCAUCAGAGAUUUCUUGAAAGAGAAGAGGGAGGCUGUGGAGGCCAGUAAGCCAAAGGACGUGGACCUGACACUACCUGGCUGGGGCGAGUGGGGUGGUGUGGGCCUAAAGCCCAGUGCCAAGAAAAGACGCCGGUUUCUCAUUAAAGCCCCUGAGGGUCCUCCAAGAAAAGAUAAGAAUUUGCCAAAUGUGAUUAUCAAUGAGAAGCGCAACAUCCACGCAGCGGCUCAUCAGGUACGAGUGCUUCCAUAUCCAUUUACCCACCAUCGGCAAUUUGAAAGGACCAUCCAGACCCCUAUAGGAUCCACGUGGAACACCCAGAGAGCUUUCCAAAGGCUGACUACUCCUAAGGUCAUCACCAAGCCAGGCCGUAUCAUUAAGCCCAUAAAAGCAGAGGAUGUGGGCUACCGGUCUUCCUCAAGGUCGGACCUCUCUGUCAUACAGAGGAAUCCAAAACGGGUCACCACGCGUCACAAAAAACAGCUGAAGAAAAACUCUGUAGAUUGAGUUGCUGGAGGAGUGACAGCCAGGAGCCCUGACUCCACUCACUUUGGUCCAGUUUUACUCUGCUACAAGGUGGGUUCCAAAACUGGCUCAGCACCUUGCAAGUAGUUGAGCCACAUUUUAAAAAUAAAGGCUUUUUAAAUCUAAAAACAAACAAACAAACAAACAAAGAAGCCGUUGUCAUUUUUGUUAGGAGAAGAGAGGAAUGUGUAGUUGUUGAGUCUCCUAGUCACUGUCUUAUUUCAGACAUGGGCAGCAUGACCUUUCCUCUUUGUAUUCUGGGAAUAUCUCUGAUGUUCCUUGGGAACCUCUGGGCUAGCUGCCAGCUGUGAGCUAUCAUUCUGGAGUUUCUCAUUUUCUCAAAAUCUUUGACAUCCAUUAAAGUGGAUCUGGUUUCCAGGCCCUGAUCUUCCCCCUAGUGACUUAGAGGGACAACAGCAUUUCAGGUGGUAUCCACUGUGAGCUGAUCACAUUUUGUCAACAGAACUAGAUAAAGGGGUGUCUGCGGGAUGCCCUGCAGCUAUUGACCAUGGUAGCAUAAGGGGACCUGGAGAGAGGGACUGGGCACAAUUUUAUUAAUAAGUCUCAGGAUUCCUUUACAUUUUACCAGCUUUUUCCUUACGCCAGGUGAACACAAUUUCCAUUUGAAAGAACUUCCUCUUUUUCCCAGGUAAGAGUAGCUGGGAUACCAGAAAUUUUAAUGGUUUCUGAGAUUGAAUCAUUAACAUAAACAAAAUAACUGGAUCGCAAAUUAAUGGCCAAAAUGCAUCCCUCACACAUUAGCACAACUUCUCCUCUAACUGUUGAUGGCCUAAGUCUUUCUGAAAACUUUAAUCUGGGGGUGAGAACUUGGGAGAUAAAUACAGUCAUGUUCCUUAUAAAUAAGGGGCUUCCCUGACAGUAGAAGUUACAAAGAGAAAGAAGAUCAUGGGCCUCUUCCCUUUGAAUUGUCCUCCCUCUUGCUAGUUACUGCCUGAGCUUCUUGUGUGGCCUUCAUAUUAUCGCUGUACUUUCCACCACUCAUGAGGGGCAGGCCCCAGAGUGACCACGGCCAAGCCCCAGCUCUGCCAGCAGGCCCCAUCUUCUCAUGAUUCUGCGGGCUUCUGUUUCCUGGCGUUUCUCUUCUUCCUGGCAUCUCUCUUCAUCUCUUCAGACUCUUGGUGAAUUUUUACUGGUAGAAAAGAUGUCAAGAAUUAGUAAGAAAGGAAAGAUUUACAGCCUGAAUGAGGGCUACGCUAUUUGCUCAAGAAAAAUGGGUGCCCUUUAACGAUUUUUUUUUUUUUUAAUAUUAGGAAACAAUAAGAAUUCAGAAGGAGCCACUAUCAGGGCUAUAGGUUAUUUUCCAUAAAAACCUUUGCAAAAUUUCCUUGUUUACUGAAUUAAUGAGAGGAAUUAACAGAGCAUUGCUGUGGUGGAGAACUCUCUGGCGAAGCUUUCCUGGGCUUUGUCUGCUAAAACUGUAGCUAAAUUUCUUAGAACACUCUCUUAAUAAGCUUAUGUGGGCUAAGGAGCAAACAUCUCCCCAAUGUUGUGAAAAUGAAUGGCUGUGAUUAGUUAAGGCCAAAUUGUAUCCUGUACCUUCAGAGGCCCUCGCUCUCCUCCCCCAAGUUAUGCCCAUCUAUAGUUAUCCAUCCACCCACCCAUCCAUCCAUCCAUCCAUCCGUCCAUCCAUCCACUUAUUCUUAUAUCCCUUCAUCCCUCCUAUAUCUAUUUAAUUUAUCUAUCUAUCUAUACUUCUCACAGCUUUUCUUUCCAGAGCAAAGAUAAGUUGAAGAGUAGCAACACCUCUCUCUGUUAUGUGAAGUUAUUUUGGGCUAAAAAACUAGGAAUUUAGGAAUGUGAGUUCUAUCUUUAGUUCCUGGUAGUUCACUGUGUGUCUUCUGAAAGAUUCUGUAUUUAAAUAUUUUGGUUGCAUGACUUAAUGUUUUCUAUUAAUAUAAAAAUUGUAUGCAUUCCUGUGUAACAUGUGGAAGGCACCAAAAAAAGAAAAAAAGAAAAUGUAAACAAAACCAUGUGUAAGUUUCUUCACUCUCAGUAACCCCACUGUGAAUAUCACGAUGUAAAACUCUAGGUUUUAUUUUUCUGCAAAUGUGCUUGCAUAGUUGCCAAAUGUAAUCCAAUU